GGCACCGGUCGUGCAACACACUUCUGCUCACGACAUCCCAUCAGGCUACCGACGUCUUCAUCCGACAACUCCUCAAGUACUAUCGUCGCCAUGACAGCAGCAGCACCGACCCCAUCGACCAAGUUGGCGAAUGCUCAGAAGCGCGUUCUCCUCAUCGACAAUUAUGACUCGUUCACAUACAACUUGUACCAGUAUUUGUGUGAGUUGGGUGCGUCGGUGACGGUGAUUCGCAACGAUCACAAGACGGCCAAGGAGCUCUUGGCCGAGUACGAGGCGACCAAGGAGUUCGACCGCAUUUUAAUCUCGCCUGGACCAGGGUUCCCCAGAGAUGCCGGCAUCUCGUGCGACAUCAUCCGCACGUUCCAAGGCGUGGUGCCCAUCGCUGGCGUGUGCCUUGGGCUGCAGUGCAUGUUUGAAGUGUACGGUGGCACGGUCGGUCACGCCGGGGAAAUCAUUCACGGCAAGCAGUCGGAGAUGGAGAACGACGGCCGCGGGCUCUUCAAGAACGUGCCAUCGCCAUUCAAAGCCAUUCGAUACCAUUCCUUGGUUGGUCUGCCAGAGACCCUCCCAGCAGACCUCGAAGUGACGUCGACGCUGGCGGGCAAGUCGAUGAUCAUGGGCGUUCGACACAAGAAGUACAAGGUCGAAGGCGUCCAAUUCCACCCCGAGAGCAUCCUCACUCCCGACGGAAUGAUCAUGAUCCAAAACUUUCUUGACAUGUGAACGAUGCACAUUGUAAUACACUCUUUGCUACACGUUCA
Molecule: messenger RNA, 761 nt
Organism: Aphanomyces invadans
Lineage: Eukaryota; Oomycota; Saprolegniomycetes; Saprolegniales; Verrucalvaceae
Exons: 3
Coding region: 91-723 (210 amino acids)
Biological process (GO): L-tryptophan biosynthetic process
Cellular component (GO): cytosol
Source: RefSeq, a predicted model, not a curated record